UUUGUGACUGACGCUUUACGCUGCGUUCUUCACAAGUUAGACUUUACGCUGCGCGACCGUCCGUUCCAGCGGUUCCAGCUGAACUUCAUUUCUGGAGUUGAGAUAUUUAUUCACACACCUGCUGUACAGAUUCAUUGUAGCCUAUUUAUUUAUUUUUCUAAUUGACAAAGAUGGGCUGCGCUGGUUUCACCUGCUCCAAACACUCCCUGUGCGCGCUCAACAUCCUCUAUGUUAUGGUGAGUCUGUUGAUGAUUGGCAUUGCAGCAUGGGGGAAGUGGUUUGGCCUGGUUUCCAGUUUCCAAGUGGUAGGAGGCGUCAUUGGUGUGGGGGUCUUCCUCUUCUUUGUGGCCCUGGCCGGUCUCAUCGGAGCCAUGAAACAUCACCAGGUCCUGCUCUUCUUUUACAUGAUCAUCCUGUUCAUGGUGUUUAUUGUGCAGUUCUCUGUUUCCUGCGCCUGUCUGGCUAUCAACAGAGAGCAACGGGAUCACCUACUGGAAGUGGGCUGGAAUAACUCUCGGAGCACUCAGAGGGAUGUGCAGAAGAGUCUCAACUGCUGUGGCUUCAAACAGGUGGACCCCAGCAGCUCCUGUGAUGCUGCCUGUUUUCCAAACCACUCCUGUUCGCCCUGUGCAGAUAAGAUCCAGGAACUUGGGGAGGUUUUGCACUUUGUAGGAGGAAUCAGCUUCUUUUUCAGCUUCAGUGAGGUGAGCUACAACAGAUACCAUGCUGUAAUAGGUUGUAAGAUUAAGGCCCAAUUCCAGCUCACAGACUCAUGGACUUUGAGGCACUCUCUCACCUUCAUUUUGAGCCCUUUAUCCCCACUUUCAAAUAUGUAUUUUCUUUUUUGUUUAAUAAUGCCAUUUUGAUAAAAACAUGUAUUAAAUUGAUUAGGUAAGCUAAGUGGCAGUUGCCUCUCAUCUGCUUUGUAAGGCAAGAGCCUGAACCACGUACAUACCAGCCAGUCGGUCCCUGAAGUGUCUUGGCUGUGAGGAAAGUAAAAACAUCAAAUAAAAUGUUCUAAACCCACGACAGUUAGAACUAUGGUGUCAUUUUGGCGUUGUCAUGGUGAUGGGACAGCCUCAGUCACAAAGUGUUGUCCCAUUCCUGUUUACAGUUUCCAGGCCUUGCAGACUUUUGCACUCAAUGACUUACAGGUGAUGUAAGUCUGAGGGUUCUGGACUGACGACCUCAGGGAGGACAAUGAGAUUCAGCCUCACAUUAACAGUAUUAAUUAAUAGUAUUAGUACUAGUAGUAGUAGCUCUUAUUGCAGUAACAGUAGUAAGAUCAGCAAUAACAGCAGAUAGUUGCAGCAGGAGUUGUAGAGGUCACUGAUUACAUCACAACCAACUUCACCACAGAGGAGUAAAUAAGGGUCCCCAGCCCAAAGUGACACAGUCCUACACUGACCUGAACAUCUGAGACAUCGGGGUUGAAAAGAAAAGAGAAAAACUAACUAGAGCAGGAUGACAUGCACCAAAACAGACUGUCCACUGGAUGCGGGCCACUGAGCUAACAGUGGCAUUCACCUUCAGUCCAGGAUCGCUUCCCUGUUAGUAAUUCUAGUCAUAGCAGCAGUAGUACCAGUAGUAGAAGAAGUUUAGUCAAUAAGCCCCCUGUUCAGAGCCAAACCAGUCUCUCAGUACUUUGACUUCUCUACCCCAGUCACUGAGCUCCAGUCAUACUGGUUCCUACUGACUUGAACUGUUAAAAAUAACCACUAAGGUUCAGGAGUUUCCUUAAACACUUAGCUUACUGUAGUUUCUAUCAACCAAACAGAAGAAAUAGUGCUUUGUUUGGGGCCAGUACUAGAUUAAUCCAUAGGUGGUGCUUUAGGGAGCAUUCGGGGCUGCAGGAUGGUGGAUGUGGGACUGAGUCAAAAUAAACGACAAUGCAUUCGUGGUAAUGAAAGAACAUGUCACCCAGCACGGCAGUGUGGUUCACUGAUGUGUGUUUAAUAGUUUUUGAACAUCGGUGGAGCUCUGUGGCACAUGUGUUGCUAAAAGGGGAAUAUAACACACUGCCAGGCUCAUUCUUUCACACAGAUUUAACAGGGGUUACUGAUAUGUGUGCUGUAGUGUCUGACUGCUACUUAAUGACUGUGUCCUUGUGUCAGAUUCUGGGUGUUUGGCUCACGUAUCACUACAGGAAUCAGAAGGAUCCCAGAGCAAAUCCCAGUGCUUUCCUGUGAGACAGCACUAGCUUCAGCCCCUUGACUCUGUCACUUCCUCACCUCUGUGGACUCGCUUUGACUGAUCUGUGUGUUUCAGCCAAUUGCUGCUGAUACAGUGUGUUAUGAAAGCCAGUUGUGUGAAGGAAUAGUGCAGUGCCUUCAGCAUGGCAGCUCUACAAAAGAAGCGUCUCACACUAAACAUAAACUUUUAGUACGGUCAGCACAUGUGUGCAAAAGAGAGGGAAUACUGUCUACAGCAGUUUGUUGAGAAUCCCAGAAGUAUUUCUACACCCUGCCUGAUGCUGACCUUGAACACUGACUCUUUCUUUUUGUUGGUUUGUUCGAUAAAACAGCUGAUCCCACUGAACACACUCUGCGUACUGAUUUGACAGACUAUUUGACUAUGCAUGAAAGUAUAAAUACUGUGUGAGGACGAUAUAUGUUUUCUUGUGUGUGUGUGUGCGUCUCACUGGUUUGCCUAGCUGUGUGCUGUGUAUUUGGCCUUUUGCAUGACUCUUCUGCAAACAUAAACCACAGUAUGAGAACUGCAAUGAUGACUGUAAACCACCUGUCUCAGCCUUUGUACUGUAAACCACAA
Messenger RNA from Monopterus albus (swamp eel), 2769 nucleotides. RefSeq names its product tetraspanin 13b (gene tspan13b). The record is from RefSeq and is a predicted model, not a curated record. The coding region runs from base 171 to 866 and encodes 231 amino acids. NCBI's taxonomy places the organism in Eukaryota, Metazoa, Chordata, Actinopteri, Synbranchiformes, Synbranchidae. Gene Ontology annotation, cellular component: membrane. The transcript is spliced from 5 exons.